Messenger RNA from Vigna angularis (adzuki bean), 2036 nucleotides. Its product is annotated as rust resistance kinase Lr10. Gene Ontology annotation, molecular function: protein kinase activity; ATP binding. The record is from RefSeq and is a predicted model, not a curated record. Gene Ontology annotation, biological process: protein phosphorylation. Lineage: Eukaryota; Viridiplantae; Streptophyta; Magnoliopsida; Fabales; Fabaceae. Bases 470 to 1549 code for a protein of 359 amino acids. The transcript has 3 exons.
UAAACUAUUAUUAGUUUAGAAUGUUGGGUAUACAAUGAAACACGUCAAAGGAAGACCUCACCACUACCACCACAUUAUCAUUUAAUGAUUAAUUAAUAUGAUCCCCCACAAAGAACCCCAGAACAUUAAUUUCUAGAUCUAAAACGAAAAAAGAGAAUACUUCACUGAGUCUUCAAGCAAAAUGAAUUCAACAAGUUCAAAACUUCAUAGAGUCCCCCACACCAUUCCAUAAUUUUAAAACCUUUUUGCACGAAAAAUUUCACGGUGAAAUAACCACGAAAUUCAAGAAACAAAAAACGCGUUUUGAGGCACUUCAUAAGCGGCUAACAUAAUAGGAUUUGUAAUUGCCGGUGUCAUAGUUGCCAUUAUUGUGAAGAUUGGUAUUUGCUUUUGCGUAUUUAAAGCAUGCCAAAAAAGAUAUCAGGUUAAUGGUGGUUUUAAACAGACAGGAACACCAGCUAAACAAUUUAUGACACUCACUAUGGAUAAAUUUCUGAAUGAUAUGGAAAGGGAGAAGCCAAUCAGGUUCACUGAUCAGCAGCUAAGGAUUGCAACUGAUAAUUACUCUUAUCACUUGGGGUCAGGAGGUUUUGGGUCUGUUUAUAAAGGAAGUUUUAGUAAUGGAACCAUUAUAGCUGUGAAAGUUCUACGUGGUAGUUCUGACAAAAUAAUUGAUGCACAGUUUAUGGCAGAAGUGGGUACCAUUGGUAAAGUUCAUCAUUUCAAUCUAGUUCGUCUAUAUGGGUUUUGCUUUGAAAGACACUUGAGAGCACUGGUUUACGAGUACAUGGUGAAUGGCCCGCUUGAGAAGUACCUAUUUCAUGAAAGCACCUUCUUAUCAUUCGAAAAGCUCCAUGAGAUCGCAAUUGGUACAGCAAGAGGCAUUGCAUACUUGCAUGAAGAGUGUCAACAGAGAAUAAUCCACUAUGAUAUCAAACCAGGAAAUAUUCUCUUGGAUAGGAACUUUUGUCCUAAAGUUGCUGAUUUUGGUUUGGCCAAGCUUUGCAACAGGGACCAUACUCAUAUAACCAUGACUGGGGGUAGGGGCACUCCUGGUUAUGCUGCACCUGAACUUUGGUUGCCUUUUCCUGUAACUCACAAGUGUGAUGUUUACAGCUUUGGGAUGCUGUUAUUUGAAAUCAUUGGCAGAAGGAAAAACCAUAACAUUAACCUUCCAGAAAGUCAGGUUUGGUUUCCAAUGUGGGCUUGGGAAAAAUUUGCUGCUGAAAAAGUGGGGGAGUUGAUAACUUCUUGUGGGAUAGACGACAAAGAUAGGGAGAUUGCAGAAAGAAUUGUUAAAGUAGCUUUGUCAUGUGUGCAGUAUAAGCCAGAAGUAAGACCUAUAAUGAGUGUUGUGGUGAAAAUGUUGGAAGGUUCUGUCGAAGUUCCAAACCCUCCAAACCCAUUUCAGUACCUGAUUGGUUGGGUUCCACCCACUCAUGAUACUGACACAAAUAUCAGUUCUGACUCAUCAUUGGUAACCAAAUCUGUCCCUGUACUUGCCACACAUGCUAUCACCACCGACGAGAUUGAAUUAGCGUCUGUAUAAAUUUUUUUUUUAAUCCAUCUGGACGUUCAAUAUGUGACGUUUAUUUUUGUUCAUUUCACAUUUAUGAGUUCAUCAAAUGUAUCUACCAAGUGAAUUGUAUCUUUAUAUUUCAAAUAAGCAAUCGAAUAAUUAUUUUAGUUUUACAAUUAGUAUUAAUAUGUUGAAUCCACGAGAAAAGAUGAACAUAUGACAAAUGUCGGACGGGGUUUCAGAAUCUACGAGGGUAAAAAAACUUACUGGAGUAGUGACCAUUGGAUUCGCGGUGGUUGUGGGUCAGUGGCCGCUUGUAACAUGGAGGAUGUGUGUAGGGAUGGCAAGGUGACAAUGAGAUUUGUUGUUAUGAGAGUGGGUGAAUAUGUCUCAAAAAAGUUAGAUGUCUAAGAAGAAGUGCAUGAAGAAUAACAUUACGAUGUUCAACUUUCAGAUUUCUAAUCAAUGUGCAACUUAGUCACCAAGUGUGAUCGAUUAAUGGAUUUUUUUUAUAUGA